This is a messenger RNA of Ostertagia ostertagi, 660 nucleotides long. NCBI's taxonomy places the organism in Eukaryota, Metazoa, Nematoda, Chromadorea, Rhabditida, Trichostrongylidae. The record is from the annotation of a GenBank genome assembly.
AUGCACUAUGUUUUAUUCUACGCCGUAGAUCAGGGUAUCUUCAACGAGUAUCACAAACAACAUCAAGAGAUCUCAGAGGACUACUUUAUUCUUAUACGAGUGCGACUGCGAUGUACUUUGGCAUUUUGGAGGAAUAAAGGCAUACAGGAAAUAUUCUUAGAGACGGUUAAGAAAUUUCCUGCAAAGGAAGCAAUCUAUGAUGUGACUCUUGGAAAAUCUUUUACAUUCACCGAACUUGAUCAAAUGGCCUGUCGGUAUGCUCACAUGAUCCAGAAACAUUCGUCAGUGAAACCUGGUGAUGUGGUGGCGAUUUUCAUGGAAAAUGGAGUAGACUUUGUAGCUGCUUGGCUCGCCUGUGCGAAGAUAGGUGUGAUCUCCGCUUGGAUCAAUACUAAUCUUCGUGCAGAAUCCUUGACGCAAUCACUGGCAAACUCUAAGGCUUCUGUCGUUCUUUGUUCAGCAUCUCUUCAACAAGCACUGAUGGAGGUAACUGAAUCGAACGCGGCCCACUCAAUGCAACCAUUACUGAUCUUCUCAAGAGGGAGCUCGAACAAACUCCACAUCAAAUUAAUUGACAAACUUCUACUUGAACAACCGUCAUCACAACCAACAACUCAUCGCCAAAUGACAUUCCAAGGUAAAAGUUCUGAUGAUGAAUGA